Molecule: messenger RNA, 2125 nt
Organism: Rhagoletis zephyria (snowberry fruit fly)
Lineage: Eukaryota; Metazoa; Arthropoda; Insecta; Diptera; Tephritidae
Product: required for meiotic nuclear division protein 1 homolog
Biological process (GO): positive regulation of mitochondrial translation
Source: RefSeq, a predicted model, not a curated record
CCAUCUUUUUGUUGGAAGCCGGCUGUAGAUUUUUUUGUUAAGAAGUGCACAUGAUUAUGAAAUUUACAAAAGUCUAAAUCAAUAAUAAACUAAAAUUUCCUCAAGAACAUGAAUUUUGCACGUCUUAUAUUUACUAGAAGCGCUGGAGGCACAGGCUUAACGCAGAAGGUGACUGGAAUCUUCUAUCGGCAAAUCACCUUUGGCAAUGUCCAGCGUGCUUCACAGAAAUCUCUGACGCAAUUUGAAUCAAAACCGAAGCAAUUUGAGUUGAAGCUUCCAACACCAUUGACACACAGUCGAAAAGCGGCACAACAGGCGGCAGCAGGUGCUUCGGUAGCGCAAGUUCUUAAGAAACGCACCGUUCGCAAGAAGUGGGAUGACCACCUCUUCGAAGACUUGUCCGCGGAGGGUUUCUUCAACGUGUCUGCAUUUACAACUGCCGAAGAAUAUGAUCUGGAGGCACUCAUGAAAGGUUUAAACGAACAGAAUUUGUACACUGUCAAAAAAUACUUCUCCACAGAUAAUCUCGGCCUGGAACAGAAUGUGCUGUACGCUUCAGCGAAAUAUCCUGUAGGCAAGGAGGCACGGGAUAUAAUUAUCUUUCGCGAAGGAUCAGUGGUAUUGUGGAAUUUCAAUGACAUUGAAACCAAUAAUUUGUUAUCAUUUUUGCGUCCGUACGAGAAGGACCCUUAUUUAAGCCCACUAGUUCGCGGGGAAAGCGAGGUGAUGCCCUACAUGUACAUUCCAUCAACUGCGGUUGAUGUGGAAGGAGACUUGGUAUCUGCGUCAGAUACGGAAGUCGCACGUGCUUUCUUUCACAAUGGCAAAUUUUUCCUCGCGCCCGAGGGUGAUAAUUUUCUGCAGAAGUACACAUUCUCCAACGCAAUGGCAACUUCAAUAAAACUGGGCAUGUGGGAAGCCAUGCUCGAUCGUUAUAUUGAUUCAAUCGAAUAUCUCACAGAUGACCUGAAACGAGGACGACGCAUACGCAUGUCCCGUGCCGAGGUGUUGCGUAAAACAGGAGAACUCUUUGCUUUACGGCACGAGAUCAACUUGGCAUCGGAUUUGUUGGACACACCAGAUUUUUAUUGGGAUCGUGAAGAGUUGGAAGCAUUGUACCUGCAAGUUUGUUCAUAUUUCAGUAUUUCACGGCGAACAAAAGUGAUGAAUGAGAAGAUUAAUCACUGUGUAGAAUUGGCAGAGUUAAUAUCGCACAAUUUGAAUGACGCACAUCACAUUCGUUUGGAAUGGAUGAUAAUUAUUUUGAUUAUGGUGGAAGUUGGAUUUGAAAUCAUGCACUAUAUGGACCGAUUUUAUAAUAAAGAGACGGACGGCGCUCCUGUGUUACACUGAUAACAAGACAACUAACCGCAUUUAAGUUGAAAUAAUUAGAAUUGUUGAAUGUUUUUAUUGUUAGGCAAAUACAUAAAGUUUUUAACAUUUUUCACAAAAGAGUUUUGCAUAACGGUAAAGACUUACCAGGCAAUGUUUCUUGGAUUUCCAAAAAAAAAGACCUUUGCUCAGUUGUAUAGCUUGUUUGAGGGGUAUAAAAAAUAUAUAUAUUUUUUUUAAUCAUUCACAAUGGAUUAUUUGAAUACCCGCCGUCACCGCAGUGUGUUCAAUGUACAUUCUUUGAAUAACUAUUUAAUCAGCUGUUUGCUGCACAGCUCGUGCAAGUAAUCUAAAAAAAUUUAUUGUAAUUACCAGUUUCCAAACAAUGCAGUUAACGUUAAUAAACUUUUUUAAGAAAACUGUACCCGGUCACAUUUUCCGUGGGAAAAGGCGUUUCAUAAAACCGGUUAGUAAGCGAGCAAUGGAAACACUCCGGCGUGAUUAUGAAAGACAGGAGCAAAAUAUGUUAUGGCUACGACAUCCGUACCUGACAGUGGAGGAGUCAUCAGGACAUGCCAAGGAGUUGGGCAAAACCGAAGCCAAACUGACGAUGUGGAAUGAACGACAGACCCUGAACAAAAUGAAACCACACGUAACAAUCGAGGAGCGACUGGAACAUUUGAAAGUCAAAGAAGCCUGGGAUUAAGUUGCGAAUUAGGAUUAAAAGCAUAUUUCUAUUUUACUUUUAAAUAUAAAGAAAUAAAAAUAAAAUAAAAUGCAAGUUGAUAGUCGA